Messenger RNA from Vidua macroura (Pin-tailed whydah), 3177 nucleotides. It is a transcript of the gene MLXIPL, whose product is annotated as MLX interacting protein like. Gene Ontology annotation, cellular component: nucleus. The transcript is spliced from 19 exons. The record is from RefSeq and is a predicted model, not a curated record. The coding region runs from base 260 to 3082 and encodes 940 amino acids. Gene Ontology annotation, molecular function: RNA polymerase II cis-regulatory region sequence-specific DNA binding; DNA-binding transcription factor activity, RNA polymerase II-specific; protein dimerization activity. NCBI's taxonomy places the organism in Eukaryota, Metazoa, Chordata, Aves, Passeriformes, Viduidae. Gene Ontology annotation, biological process: regulation of transcription by RNA polymerase II.
AUCAGCCACCAGCACUAUAAAUAAGGCUGGCAGCGAAUCCGCCCUGGGGAACCAACCGCUGAACCCUGGAGCAAGGAACAGACGGUGUUGUCGGCUGCGUGGAGGAGGUGCCUAGGAGGAGGCGUGGUGCCAGUGUUCUGUACUGGGGAGCUCAGCAUGUGCUCGAUUCCAGUGCAGUGUCUGUAGGGCUUCAGCUCAGCCGGGACACGGAUCACAGUGCUGGGUCAGAUCCAUAAGGGCUCCCCAGUAGGCAGCAGGAAUGGCAGGAACUCAGGUGGGACUACCGGGACCUUUCCUGGAGCCUCCGGUUGGGCCUUGCCCCGUCUCCGACUCUGACUCUGACUCAGAGGACGCAGCUGUGGGUGGCACAGGACCCAAUGCUGCAGCACAGAACUACUCCCAGGUCAUCCACAGUGGCCACUUCAUGGUGUCGUGCCCGCACAGCGACUCACUGCCCCGGCGACGGCACCACCGUGCCGAGCCCGAGCUGGCUGAUCCCCGGAGUAUUGACCCGACCCUCACCCGGCUCUUUGAGUGCAUGAGCCUGGAGUACAGUGGGAAGCUAGUAUCGCCAAAGUGGAAGAAUUUCAAGGGGCUGCGGCUGCUUUGCUGGGAUAAAAUUCGACUCAACAAUGUGAUCUGGAGAGCAUGGUACAUCCAAUAUGUGGAGCGGAGGAAAAACCCUGUGUGUGGCUUCGUCACCCCUCUGGAAGGCAUGGAGGCUUAUGAGCACCGAAAACCAGAGGCUGUCGUGCUGGAGGGCAACUACUGGAAACGCCGCAUUGAGGUGGUGAUGAGAGAGUACCACAAAUGGAGGAUCUACUAUAAGAAGCGGCUCCGAAAAGCCACACGGGAGGGAGGGAUCUCCAGUCCAAAGCGGGAUGAGGACGUCUGGAGGCCAACGGAGAAAUGGUGCAACCAGCUCUUCUGCAACGUAGUGCCCAUGCUGCUUGGGGAUGAGGAGGAGGACCGUGGGAACAGGCAGCAUUUCGAUUUGGACACCUUCCUCUCAGACAUAUCUGACACCCUCUUCACCAUGACACAGAUGCCCAGCACCCACCAGGUGCUCCCCGAAGAUGCGUAUGUUGGGAAUGCUGACAUGAUACAGCCGGAUUUGGCACCCCUGCAGCCCAGCCUGGAUGACAUGGACAUAUCAGAUAGAGGAAAGACAAUUGUCCCCCAGAGGAAGAGGAAACCUCUAGAGACGGGUGCUGGAGCGCGGUGUGAGGCAGAUGGACAAGUCCUGAUGGCAGAGGCGAGGGAGCAGUCCGGCCCUGUGCCCUGCUGGCACCGUGCUCCAGAAAUCUUCACCAGCCACCGGCCACCCUCAUCUCAGACACAACUGGGCUACCAGGAUCCAUCCUGCUUCUCGCCCAUGGUUGAGCCCCUGUUCAGCAGUGGGGGUUCCCUGAUGGGUGCUCGGGGUCUGCCUGUGAGCCCCGAGGCCCCACUCCUACCCGGCACCCUCCUCCAGCCCAGUGGUGCCUCCCAGCUCAGCCUCCACAGCACCUUCCUGGGCUCUGAGCUGCCCCUGGCCCCCCUGCCCCCCGAACCCCCCGACGUGGCACCCAGCAGCCUCAGCCCCCAGAUCCGACACAAGCCCACACUGCAAUACGACUUCCCUGGCAAGUGCCUUGGCCUGGAGCCACCAGCACCCCACUAUGUCCCCCCCAUCCCAUCCCCCCGGGCACCACUGCUGAGCCUGGAACCCCCCUUCUCCCCCACCUCAGCUCCCCGCUCUAAGCUCCCCUACAGCAGUUCACCUGACCCCUCGCUUGCUACCCACCCUGCCUCCCCUCUCUCAAGCCCUUGCUUUGCCCCCUACGUCCCAGGGCUGGGCUAUGCCACAGGCAUGGGGCCCCAGGGGUACUCCAGCCCUGCUGUCUCCCAGCUCCUGCCCCCCGCCCUACUGGGCAACCCCAGGUUUACCCCCCCCAAGGGGCCACCCCAGGGUGAGGGUGGGCAGCCCAAGGUGAAGCCCAGUGGCACCAAGGCAAGAAGGCUGCCAGGACACCCCCUGUCCCACCUGCCUGAGCCCAACCCCUGCCCAAGCCAGCUCCUGACCACAGCCAAGCAGGAUCUGGCGCUGGAUACCCCUUGCCCGAUGGGUGCAGGACUCAUGCCCACGACCCCUGUCUCCCCGCAGAGCACUGUCCCCAAAGUCCCUGCCACCUUCCUCUCCAGAAUGGCCCAGAUGAGCCCAGGACUGGCUCCUGGCUCCAGCCCUUCCCAAGUGUUGCUGCACACAGUGGGCACACAGCUGGGCCCCCUGCAAGUCCCCAAGGCAGAACAGCUGUCCCCUACCUCAGCUUGUGGCAGUGACUGGCCCAAGCCCAGACAGAUUUCCCCAGGACCCACUGCAAGGCAGAGCACUAGCAUCUCCCUGCACCAGCCUGUGUCCCGUCCGGGAAGGCCCGAGUCCAGCAAGGUGCCUGACGGCGCUGACCUGCAGCUGGAGAGCCGCCGCAUCACACACAUCUCCGCUGAGCAGAAGAGACGCUUCAACAUCAAGCUUGGCUUCACCACACUGCACAGCUUGGUGAGCACACUGAGUGCUCAGCCCAGCAUCAAGGUCAGCAAGGCCACCACCCUGCAGAAGACAGCCGAGUACAUCUGCAAGCUGCAGCAGGAGCGGGCAGCUCUGCAGGAUGAGGCACAGCGUCUGCGGGAGCAGAUCGAGGAUCUCAAUGGCUCCAUCAACCUGUGCCAGGAGCAGCUGCCAGCCACAGGGGUGCCCAUCACGCGACAGCGCUUUGACCACUUGCGCAGAAUGUUUGAUGAAUAUGUUCGCUCCUCCACACUGCAGAACUGGAAGUUCUGGAUCUUCAGUAUCAUCAUCCGGCCCCUCUUCGAGUCUUUCAAUGGCAUGGUGUCCACAGCCAGCAUGGAGAGCCUCACCCAAACAUCCCUCGCUUGGCUGGACCAGCACUGCUCCCUCCCAGCACUUCGGCCAACCGUCUUGAGCUCCCUGCGGCAGCUGAGCAUCUCCACCGCCAUUCUCAGCGACCCGGCCCGUGUCCCCGAGCAGGCGGCGCGGGCAGUGGCGGCGCUGGGACGUCCCGGCGCCUCCUCCUCCAUCUGACUACUCCAGGGCGUCCCACGGGCACCGGCGUGGGGAACCGGGACUGCACGAGGGCUGUCCCGCCCUGUCCGUCUACAAUAAAGGACUUGCUGUGC